Messenger RNA from Penicillium pulvis, 1629 nucleotides. RefSeq names its product amino acid permease. The coding region runs from base 1 to 1629 and encodes 542 amino acids. Lineage: Eukaryota; Fungi; Ascomycota; Eurotiomycetes; Eurotiales; Aspergillaceae. Gene Ontology annotation, molecular function: amino acid transmembrane transporter activity. The transcript is spliced from 8 exons. The record is from RefSeq and is a predicted model, not a curated record. Gene Ontology annotation, biological process: amino acid transmembrane transport. Gene Ontology annotation, cellular component: membrane.
AUGGCUGAUAAAGGGGAUCUCAAUGCUACAACCUAUGGGGCAACUGCCACGGAUGGCGAGGAUACCAAGAAUGCGAAACUCGGUGGGGAGUCGGAGCACGAUGUGGAGGCUGUUACGGAUCCCUUUGCGGCGCCGUUGAAACGGCAGCUCAAGUCGCGGCAUUUGCAGAUGAUUGCCAUUGGAGGAAUCAUUGGUCCUGGCUUGCUUGUAAGCUCCGGCAAUGCGUUGCAUGAGGGAGGGCCUGCCGGCUCGCUGAUCAGCUUUUCCUUGGUUGGGAUUAUCGUGUUCUUCGUUAUGCAAUCCCUUGGUGAGAUGGCGACUAUUAUCCCCGUGACUGGCUCGUUCAUUGAGUAUGCUGAGCGGUUUAUCGAUGAUGCCUUGUCGUUUGCAUUAGGCUGGGCCUAUUGGUAUUUAUGGGUUACUGUCCUCGCAAAUGAAUACAACUCGAUAUCUCUUGUUAUCGAGUAUUGGACUACUGCAGUUCCGCAAUGGGGCUGGAUUCUCAUAUUUUGGUUCCUCUUCUUGACACUGUCAAACCUAGGAAUUUUGGCAUACGGAGAAAUGGAGUUCUGGCUUUCCAUAAUCAAGGUCGUGGCUCUCAUCGUAUUUUUCAUCCUGGCUAUCUGCAUAAGUUCUGGUGCAAUCGGACCACAAGCCAUUGGAUUCAAAUAUUGGCAUCAUCCAGGUGCAUUUGCAGAUGGCAUUAACGGUGUGGCCAAAACAUUUGUUGUAGCAGGGACUUUGUAUGCUGGAACGGAGAUGGUCGGUAUAACAGCGGGCGAAUCGUCGAAUCCUCGCAAAGCAGUACCAAGAGCCAUCAAGCAGGUCUUUUGGCGCAUUUUAAUUUUCUACGUUGGCACAAUAUUCUUCAUCGGCAUCCUUAUUCCGUGGAAUGACAAGCAGCUUCUUGGCGCAGACUCCAAAACCGCAAGCUCACCUUUAACCAUUGCUCUAACAGAUGCGGGAAUCCUCCCAGCUGCACAUCUCAUUAACGCUCUGAUUGUGAUUAGUGUCAUCUCGGCUGGUAACAGUUCUCUAUAUGUAGCCUCGAGAACACUUCUCUUCAUGUCUCGCAAUGGCAAGGCUCCAAAGUUUAUUGGGCGGACAAAUCGUGCAGGUGUACCUUGGGUCGGUCUGAUCAUGACCAAUAUCUUCGCCUGCAUUGUCUUUCUGGAGCAAUCGUCCAGUGCUGGGACAGUCUAUUCAGCGCUCAUCACCUUAUCCGGCGUUGCUACAUUCAUCGUGUGGUCUGUCAUCGGAGUGUGCCACAUCCGCUUCCGACGCGCACUCGUCGCACAAGGGGAAGAUCCAUCCAAACUCCCCUAUCAAGCCGUUCUCUACCCAUACGGUACAUACAUCGCUCUCGCGGCGAACAUUUUCCUCGUUUUCUUCCAGGGAUACACGUGUUUCCUGAAUCCUUUUAGCGCGUCGGACUUCGUGAUCAACUACAUUCUCCUGCCUGUUUUUGUUUUGUUCUUCGUUGUAUAUAAGGUUUCGAACAAAACGAAAUGGAUUCGAUUGAAGGAUAUGGAUAUAUGGACCGGUCGAAGAGAAUUUGCGAAUGAUGAAGAGGAAGUUGACAAGGAUCAUGGAUGGUGGGGGAAGCUUUAUGCAGUUGUUAUCGGGUGA